Molecule: messenger RNA, 762 nt
Organism: Rhodotorula toruloides NP11
Lineage: Eukaryota; Fungi; Basidiomycota; Microbotryomycetes; Sporidiobolales; Sporidiobolaceae
Product: haloacid dehalogenase
Exons: 5
Coding region: 1-762 (253 amino acids)
Source: RefSeq, a predicted model, not a curated record
AUGACCUCUCACAUCCCCAUCGCUUUUGACGUCCUCGGAACCUGCUUCUCGCUCGACCCGGCGAAGGAGGCCCUGCGAAGCGUCUUCAAGACGGUGUCGGACGCGCAGGCGGAGAGUGUGAUCCAGGACUGGUUCCAUUCGGCGCAACGGGACUUCACGUACUUGAGCAUAAACGGGGCCUACAUGCCCAUCGGCCAGGUCCUAAAGAGCACCCUCCCUCGCAUCCUCCUGAUGCACUCGCUCGUCCCCGCCUCGUCCGCCUCGCCCUCGACGACCCUCUCCACCUUCGACUCUUCCUUAACCGACCCCAUCAUCUCGACUCUCUCGUCAAUGCGCCCUCGACCGUCGCUCGCAGCGUGCUCCCACCUGCUCCUCUCGCACGACUUUCGCCUCAUGGCCGCGACGAACGGCGCGCUCGAGACGACGCGUGGCCUGUUCGAGAAGGGCCUCGGUAAAGAAGUCGCUGAGCGAUGGGAGUACUUCUCGACGGACGAGGCGAAGGUGGCGAAGCCGGACCAGAGCGUCUACCAGAACAUCUGGAAGAAGCUGGGUGUCGAGGAGGGCGGCGAGAAAAAGGGCUGGUUCAUCGCUGCGCACACCUGGGACCUUUUCCCGGCGAAGAAAGCUGGCUUCAAGACCGCAUUCGUCACCUACGAGGAGCAUCUCGUCCUGCCCGACCUGUUUGGGGAGCCGGACAUUGUCGCCAAGGACCUCGAGGACGCCGCGCAGCAAAUCAUCGAGCGCGAAGGCGGUCAGGCGUAG